CGGAGCGCCCCGCCCGGGGCCCGGGCGCUGUCCGCCACGCCCUGGGAGCAGCUGGCGCCGGGCCGGGAGCCGGAGCCGCCGCCGGCAGCCAAGAGGAGGAGGAAGAAGAAGGAGUACGAGAACCAGGACGUGAACGGGUUCGCGGAGCAGCGCGGCCAGCAGCGGGCUGCGGAGGAGGAGGAGGCGCGGAGGAAGGACAGGCGGCGGGAGAGCAGGAGGCUGAGGAGGCAGGAGAGGAAGAGAAACGCCAUGGUGUGUUUCCACUGCAGAGAACCUGGCCAUGGCGUGGCUGAUUGUCCUGCAGUGCUGGAGAGCCAAGACAUGGGGACGGGGAUCUGCUACCGCUGUGGAUCCACGGAGCACGACAUCAGCAAAUGCAGAGCCAAGGUGGAUCCAGCUGCUGGGCCAUUUCCUUAUGCAAAAUGUUUCAUCUGUGGUGAGAUGGGGCAUCUGUCAAGGUCCUGUCCGGAUAAUCCCAAGGGAUUGUAUGCUGAAGGUGGGGGCUGCAAACUUUGUGGUUCUGUGGAGCACUUCAAGAAGGACUGCCCGGAGAAGCAGAACGCAGGUGAGCUGCAGGGGGUGUGGGGUGGGUGUGGGCCCUGCUCUGCAUGGCUGUGGGCAGGGAAAAGGCUUUGGGAAGAGAACUUGGAAGCAGCAGAGGUGACCUUUUGUUGGGACACUCAGGCAGGGUGUGGAGGAGGCAAUGAGGUGCAAUGCAAAAAUAAGAUAUAAUAAUUGUAUUUUUUUUUAAAAAAAAGUUAUUCUUGUGUGUAUCUGAAGGCCAUAUGAA
Messenger RNA from Cyanistes caeruleus (blue tit), 790 nucleotides. The record is from RefSeq and is a predicted model, not a curated record. NCBI's taxonomy places the organism in Eukaryota, Metazoa, Chordata, Aves, Passeriformes, Paridae.